Molecule: messenger RNA, 827 nt
Organism: Poecilia latipinna (sailfin molly)
Lineage: Eukaryota; Metazoa; Chordata; Actinopteri; Cyprinodontiformes; Poeciliidae
Product: lamin-A
Exons: 2
Coding region: 463-795 (110 amino acids)
Biological process (GO): nuclear pore localization; nuclear migration; heterochromatin formation
Cellular component (GO): nuclear lamina; nuclear envelope
Molecular function (GO): structural constituent of cytoskeleton
Source: RefSeq, a predicted model, not a curated record
GCUGCAGGAUUUUUCUGUUUUUUUUUUUUUUUUCCUGCGAGUUAAGGGAUGUUUCUGCACAUUUCCCUGUGCCUCCAGCUGCUCGGUUUCAGAGUCGCUGCGUUUUAUUGACAGGCCGCUCAGUCCAGCCGCUGAGGUCAGCCUGAUCGAAAUGAGAAGGGAAGCGGUAGGAGGGAGCCGGAGCCGGAUCCUGGCUCCUCCUCGCGGCCUCCCCUCCCCCGCCUCCUCUCCUGCUCCAGCAGUAGGUAGAGGCGCUGCGGCGCAGGCAGGCAGGCAGUUCAGGGCUUGAGCCAAAGGCGCACACAACACACCCACCAGAGCAGGACUUCAGCCGAUCCUUCCCUCACCGCAGCAGAGCAACUUCCUCAAAGCCGUCCCGUUUUUCCCCUCCGCAGUCUGUAGGGAGGACUUUCUCACCGCCACGCCAGCCCCCCACAUCUGCACCUCUGACCAUCACUCGCCAUGGAAACCCCGAGCCAGAAACGCCGCAGCACCGUCUCCCCGGCCCGCAUCACCCGGCUGCAGGAGAAGGAGGAGCUGUGCAACCUCAACGACCGGCUGGCCGUCUACAUCGACAAGGUGCGCUCCCUGGAGUCUGAGAACGCCUCGCUGCGGCUGCGCAUCUCCGAGUCGGAGUCGGAGGUCACACGCGACCUGUCCGGCAUCAAGACGGCGUACGAGACGGAGCUGGCCGACGCCCGCAAAACGCUGGACAUUGUGGCCAAGGAGCGGGCGCGGCUGCAGCUGGAGCUGGGCAAGAUCCGGGAGGAGCACAAGGAGCUGAAAGCCAGGUAGGAGCGGUGGGUUCCAGACAUCAACCAAUUAAU